Messenger RNA from Rhinocladiella mackenziei CBS 650.93, 780 nucleotides. RefSeq lists its product as uncharacterized. The transcript has a single exon. The coding region runs from base 1 to 780 and encodes 259 amino acids. Gene Ontology annotation, cellular component: nucleus; 90S preribosome. Lineage: Eukaryota; Fungi; Ascomycota; Eurotiomycetes; Chaetothyriales; Herpotrichiellaceae. The record is from RefSeq and is a predicted model, not a curated record.
AUGUCGAAAACGAAACAUGGCAGCGGCAAAAGUCUUAGCAUUAAGCGCAAGCUUAACGAUGCUGAAGUCUCCGACAAGAGCAAAUCCCCAAAGCGCCCCAAGCACAAUAAACAGCCAAAAAGUGAUGUUGUAGCCCGACAGAGACCGGCAGAAGUAGACGAAUCGAUCGCAUUGAUGGAUCCUCUAUUAUUGACCGAUCAUUUCGCAAAAUCCCUUCGAAGAUGCUUUCCAGACGGCGGUGCCAUCGCAAUCGAAGACCAAUACCUGCCUACAAAAGCGAUUCUUGAUUCCACCAAUUUUGACAAAGCCCACGUCACCACGAACUUGCCGGAGUUUCUGGAAACGUUCUCACAGAAUGGCAAAUCUGAACUUUCCACCUGCGAAGAGGAAACAAAGCCGCAUACUCUAGUGAUCACCUCAUCGGGAAUACGAACUGCGGACCUCACACGAGCACUGCGUACUUUUCACACGAAAGAAUGUCAGGUCGCCAAACUGAUUGCAAAACACAUGAAGCUGCAAGAUAAUGUGGAAUAUAUGAAGAAGACAAAAGUCGGAAUUGCGAUAUCGACUCCGGUAAGACUACAAGAUUUGAUCGAGGCUGGCGCGAUUCAGCUGGACGGGCUUCGGCGAAUUGUUGUGGAUGGAUCAUAUCGAGAUGAAAAGAAAAGGACAAUAUUUGAAAUGGAUGAGCUGUUUCGACCGCUGAUGGCACUACUCAAUUUGGAUGGGAUUCGUCGGAGGUACGCUGUUGAAGAGAGUAUCAAGAUCAUGGUAUUCUGA